Molecule: messenger RNA, 841 nt
Organism: Suillus paluster
Lineage: Eukaryota; Fungi; Basidiomycota; Agaricomycetes; Boletales; Suillaceae
Exons: 2
Coding region: 77-427 (116 amino acids)
Source: RefSeq, a predicted model, not a curated record
AUCCGCGUAACUCGGAUGCGAAGAGUAACGGAGCUACAUCGUCUUCGCUUUGAAGCGUGAUCGGUGCGUAGAGGAUAUGCAAUCCUUACAAUACAAAACUCUGCCAUUCACGAUGCAAUUUCUAUCUGAAGAUCAGAUACAGACCUCGGUCUCGUCGCUGCGAAAUGCUGGUAUUAUAGAUCUGGCUUCGACACUGUACACCAGGCUUGACAACCUGAGCGCUCCUCGUUUGACGAACCGUAACCAGGAGAAAUAUGUCACUUUGAUGUCUCAAGACGGGCGGGUUCCACUCACCGCAGAAAACAAGCUGACUCAGUUCUCACCGUCAUGCCCCACUUCACGGACAUUCUUGCUCGUCUGUCCGUGGAAUCGUCAUGAUCUCGGGCUGCCUGACUUUGCAGAAGAUGCUCGGAGCAUGGUCGAUUAGUCAGAGCCCGAGUCUCCGUUGGAUGGAUCGCUCCGCGGGUAUCCUAGAGAAAAUGAGCUAGUUGAUUCGGAGUCUCACUCGCGAGCGUUGAGAUUCAUCAUUCGCCUGGGACAGCCUUUUGGCGCACUUUUGCUAGCGCAGCAGCGCGGUGGGGAGUACAAGGGAAUUGUGUCGGAUCACAAUAUCAUCGCAGGGGUCAAGGACAUGGCUUCUGUUUACGACAUAAUGGAUGGCAGGAUGCUAGAGAUAUUAUAGUUCCAUGGUUUUCGAACACCUCUGACGCGUUUUCAUUCGUAGCUUGACAGCGCAUGCAUGGAACAUUUCCUCUAGACAUUUGUAUCGUGUUAUACGCUGACUUACAACAGGAAAGCGACGGUUAUAUGAACAAAUUGACAGCUGAGAAAGCGCUAUCAC